GAGCUGAACUACUUCUUCAGUCAUCCUGAGGUAGACUUUAAUGAAAAUGGCAUUCCUUCGACAGAGUACAACCAAGUAUCAGGAAAGCGUUCCCACGGUAUCUCCCAAACUAGUCAUCUUGGUGUUGGAGGCAUGAGCCGACGUAGAACUUUCCUACUUUAUGCUGGCCUUUCAGCUAUAACAGCAGAAUCGGCAGCUACAGGCCCAGGAAACGCUUCUUCUACUGUCCAUGUGCCGGCGAUUUUCAACAGCUGCAUUGGAAUGCCAGGCUUCCCGACGACCAGCUACCUGGGUCAACCAGUCAAUGAGGCGACAGUCGGCGUUUAUGGACGCAUGUGGCAUUCUCCGGAUAGCAACUUGGGAUUAAAUAUUGCCAGCUACAAUCAAAACUAUUGGUCCUGCUGGGGUGGUGUCAACAACGGGGAAUUCAUCUGCUUGACUGACGUCGGACUAUCCGACGACGAGGAUGCCGCUGGUUUCGCAUUUGGCGGAGUCGGCAUACUCCGUCUUGACCCAUCUGGCUGUCCUUCAGACGCACAAUUUCUGGACGAUCUGCGUAGUCUCCUCGAGAUUCAACUUCAAAACAUCUCUAUACUUCAGGCUGCCACAAUCAGCAAUUAUUGUUCUUUAUCCAGCCUGGGCUCGGGCGGGGCCCCAUACACGGGGUCGGUAAAAUCUUGUCAAGCUAUGGGUGGACAGAAUGCUUCCGCUGCUGCUGCAGCUGCCGCCGUCGCCGCGGCUUCAGCUGUUGCCUCCGCUUCUGCUACCACAUCUUCUGGAAGCUCCACACAGUCACAACCAUCAGGCCAGCAGCUUAAAUUGAUGCUCCGCUUCUGCAUGGCGGCCUGCCGAGUCUUAUCAACCACUUGGUAUUUAGAAUCCCAGAAAGCUGUCACUUUAGCCAUUCUUUUCAAAGCUUCCUCUACUUUAUAA
Molecule: messenger RNA, 933 nt
Organism: Protopolystoma xenopodis
Lineage: Eukaryota; Metazoa; Platyhelminthes; Monogenea; Polystomatidea; Polystomatidae
Source: the annotation of a GenBank genome assembly